This is a messenger RNA of Camelina sativa (false flax), 1915 nucleotides long. Its product is annotated as putative protein phosphatase 2C 35. Gene Ontology annotation, molecular function: protein serine/threonine phosphatase activity; cation binding. NCBI's taxonomy places the organism in Eukaryota, Viridiplantae, Streptophyta, Magnoliopsida, Brassicales, Brassicaceae. Gene Ontology annotation, biological process: protein dephosphorylation. The record is from RefSeq and is a predicted model, not a curated record.
CUCGGGGAAAAAAGAAAAAAAAAAGAGAAAAUAAUAUUCAUCGAUUGUGUCAAAAAAAGAGUUUUUUGGUUUGAUUUGGGAAUUCGUGCGCGGCUGUGGCAGAAAGAGAGAGAGGCCAAACCCACCCGUGUACUCCAUCAUCCGUCGGAUCCACCAAAACCACCACAUUCAUCUCUCUCUCUCUAUCUCUUCAUCUCUUUGUUUCUUUUCGAACAAAAUUCGUCUCUGCUUCUGCACUUUUUAGGGUUUCUCUCGAUUUUUUUUUUUACGCUUUCUCUUAAAAAGGGUUGUUGACGAAAUAACCCUUUUGAGGAGGGGUUUGAGGAAGACCACGAAGGUGUAAGAAAUAAAGAAAGAAGAAUUCGAACACACAAAACCAUCCUCAACAAGAUAAAGUUACCAACUUUUUCCCUCUUCCUCAUUCCUCUGUUUUCUCCAAAGAUUCUAACUUUGGGUGUGAAUCUCUUCUUUCCCCUUUUGCUUCUUUCCUUGCCGCGUUUAACACGAUGACAUCUGCAAAACCCUACACUUUUCUCUACGCCAUUGUUGUAUCCCACGAUUUUUAUUUUCCUGGAGAUUUCUUGUUCUAACCCCUCCGAGCUACAAAGAUAAAAAAAAAGUUGCGAUUUUUUUUUUGAAUUCUGUUUUUUUUUUUGGUGUUCUUGUGCGUUAUGGGUUGUGUUCAAUGCAAAUGUUGUAGCCGGUACCCAUCGUCAUCAUCAGAUGGAGACUCUCGUGGACCUGUUGGAGCCAAUGGUGUUGUCAAAGGGAAAGAUCAGAAACCUCUUGGAUCUAUUCACGUUCCUUCUCCUAAUUUCGACAUGGUUUACUCUGUGUUAUCUCAGCGAGGCUAUUACCCUGAUUCACCUGACAAGGAGAACCAAGACACUUACUGCAUCAAAACCGAGCUUCACGGUAACCCAAAUGUUCAUUUCUUCGGUGUGUUUGAUGGUCACGGCGUGUUCGGUACGCAGUGUUCCAAUUUCGUCAAGGAGAGGGUUGUUGAAAUGUUGUCUGAAGACCCAACUCUGCUUGAGGAUCCGGAGAAAGCUUACAAGUCUGCGUUUUUGAGGGUGAAUGAGGAGUUACACGAUAGUGAAAUCGAUGAUUCGAUGAGUGGUACUACUGCCAUUACGGUUCUUGUUGUUGGGGAUAAGAUUUAUGUUGCCAAUGUAGGGGAUUCGAGGGCGGUUCUCGCUGUUAAAGACAGGAACAGGAUUUUAGCAGAGGAUUUGUCUUAUGAUCAGACGCCUUUUAGGAAAGAUGAAUGCGAGAGGGUGAAAGCGUGUGGGGCUAGAGUGCUGAGUGUGGAUCAAGUGGAAGGAUUGAAAGAUCCGAAUAUACAAACAUGGGCAAACGAAGAGAGCGAGGGAGGGGAUCCGCCGAGACUUUGGGUACAAAACGGGAUGUAUCCGGGAACCGCAUUCACAAGGAGUGUUGGAGAUUUUACAGCUGAGAGCAUUGGAGUUACUGCGGAACCAGAAGUGUCUAUGGUUCAUCUUUCGCCUAACCAUUUGUUUUUCGUUGUUGCAAGCGAUGGGAUUUUCGAGUUUCUUCCAAGCCAAGCUGUUGUUGAUAUGGUGGGGAGAUACGCUGAUCCGCGCGAUGGAUGUGCUGCAGCUGCAGCAGAGUCGUACAAAUUGUGGUUGGAACACGAGAAUAGGACAGACGAUAUCACAAUUAUCAUUGUACAGAUUAAAAAGCUGUCUAAUGAAUGAUUCAAAUUCCUAUUUGCCCCUUUGUUUGAUUCUGUACUGUAUUGUCACAGAUUCCUUCUAUAUAGCAGAUGUUUAAAGUAAUGCUUUCUCUCUCUCUGUUUCGUAUAUGAGCUUCUCUUACCAAGAGUAAAUGACGUGUUUACUACGCUAUUUGCUCUAAAACGUUGCUUGUUGCUGAGAAUAAGCUCUUGACGACA